This is a messenger RNA of Suillus subaureus, 1442 nucleotides long. RefSeq lists its product as uncharacterized. Bases 405 to 1286 code for a protein of 293 amino acids. The transcript has 3 exons. The record is from RefSeq and is a predicted model, not a curated record. Lineage: Eukaryota; Fungi; Basidiomycota; Agaricomycetes; Boletales; Suillaceae.
GGGAAUGUAAUGGACCUAGUUUGAUGAUCCGAGCAGUUGCUAUGCUUUGUCAAGGACUAAUGAUAACCUUGACUUGUUCAUUACAAAAACUUGCAUCAGAUUUUCUUUCACGUACACGUACAUCCAUGCAUGAUAUGGUUUCAUGAACGGACUGAGCCAAUCAUCGUUGAGUCGCCUAUGCUCCGCUGACAAUUACAUCGGUUCUUCACUGCCGUGAUUUACGUGCUUCGAGAUCGAUUCGCUUCCAAUUCUGAAUCUAUAAUCAGAUGGAAUCAUGCGUCACCGGGGUACGCAGGAGCAUUGCGGAAACAAUUCCCUGCGCUCAUAAAAGCAAACCAAUAUGAUAGACGCCAAGGAUCCUUGCACUCGCAAUCACCUUUCUAUUAUUCUGGGAUCGGCGCCAAAUGAGCUGUAUCCGUACCUCAAGUCCAUCAACUAUGCACGUAUCACCCCACAGACGUAUUGUGGACAAAUGCACCCCACGCGACAAGUACGCGAGGACACACGUACAUCUAAAGAAUUCAUUCCUCUCCAGCUCUGAUGAUUUGAGUGUAAAGACUCCAAGCCCACCUUGGGUCCACGCGUAUAAUUCACGACAACGAUCGCAGUCUUCCGCAGAUACACAAGGCUGGAAGCAUCUGCCAACUCCCAUCCGACCAACCUUCCGCCCGCGUGAUUACGCAUCACCGCCCAGUGCGGAUGAUGUCUCCACUGAGACGCACACGAACACUUUCAAAGUCCUACACCGCUCGUUGCAUAACCUUGAUUUUGAUCCAUCUUGCCUUGAUCGUCUCGAUGAACAGCUUCUCCUUUCGCCUACUGAGUCAUUCGUCGAUGUAUGUUACUCUGAAGCUGUUCACGACGCCAGUAUUCCUGUUCCUAUGCUCCAACCCAUCCAACCUCGCAUACGUAAAGAUACGAGAUUAUAUGACCGUACAGCUGCCACUGAUGAAGACCCUUUCCACGAUUGGGAUGAAAAUUACUCCGUCAAAUUCAAAAAGUCUCGCAAAAAACCAUUGCCUCCACCUCCGCUCCCACAGCUGCCUGAAGCAUCACUUCCCAGAACGAGUCACCAGGACUCGAUGCUCGCUCUUCUGGAGUCACAUAUCCUGUAUCACAAUCCCAACGAAUCUGUUCACUUUUUCCCAGUUUCUACGCAACGCUGCAGCGGGGAAUCGCGAAAAUCUUCUCUGGAUGCUCCCUCUAUCACCUCCACGGGGUCGAAUGGCAGAUUCAGACGCAUUUCUGAUGCUCUGACCGGCCGUUCUCGAAAACCCACUGCUUGAAACCCCGCCGGCUUCAUUGAAUGCAAAGCCAUCAUUUCAGCUUUUUCGAUCACUCGACAAAAUCGGCAUGCCGUACCACCUCCAUUCCUUGACUGUUAUAUCUACUUUAGCCUAAUCGCAUGCAGCAGGAACUCCAUUUGCGACCUUCAUACCCUC